Messenger RNA from Cucumis melo (muskmelon), 838 nucleotides. Its product is annotated as phosphoethanolamine N-methyltransferase-like. Bases 260 to 838 code for a protein of 192 amino acids. The transcript is spliced from 5 exons. The record is from RefSeq and is a predicted model, not a curated record. NCBI's taxonomy places the organism in Eukaryota, Viridiplantae, Streptophyta, Magnoliopsida, Cucurbitales, Cucurbitaceae.
GAUAAAAAUACAAUCAAUCGGUCUCCCUUUUUAGCUUCAAUUCAACUCAACAAUGGCGUCCUUCGUUAAAUCUACUUUUUCUGAUCCUAAGUCGAUGAGGGAGAGAAGAAACUUCUAAAAUUCAUACGUUUUUCUUUCUGGGAUCUCGCUUUCCGUUCUCAUCAAUCAUCUUUUUUAUUUGAGAUGUUAAAUCGUAAUUUUUGAGGAAGAACGUGACAGACAGAAGAAGUAUUGGAUUGAGCAUUCUUCUGACUUGACUAUGGAGUCGGUGAUGGUCGAUUCCGAUUCUCAUGAACUUGACUCGGAAGAAAAGGCUGAAGUGAUUUCGCUUCUUCCGCCGUACGAGGGGAAGACGGUGGUGGAGCUUGGGGCUGGCGUUGGCCGUUUCACGGCGGAGUUAGCUCAAAGGGCGGCUCAGGUUAUAGCUGUUGACUUCGUUGAAGAUGUAAUUAGGAAGAAUGAAAGCAUCAAUGGGCAUCACAAGAAUGUGAAGUUUCUAUGGGCUGAUGUGACCUCCCCGGAACUUGAUAUUCAUGAAGACUCUGUAGAUUUCAUCUUCUCAAAUUUGCUGCUCAUGUAUUUGUCUGAUGAAGAGGUAAAAUUGCUUGCAGAAAUGAUGAUCAAAUGGUUGAAGGUUGGAGGUUAUAUUUUCUACAGAGAGUCUUGUUUCCAAGAUUCCGAAAAUUCUGAUAAAAAGUACGAUGUGUCUUACCAUAGAGAACCAAGAUUCUAUUCAAAGGUUUUCAAAGAGCUGUGUUUUGUUAAAGAUGAUUCUGAAAACGCUUUUGAACUUUCUCUUCUUGACUGCAAACCCACUGGAGUUUUUGUAUUUUUCUAA